Aspergillus melleus is the source of this 618-nucleotide messenger RNA. RefSeq names its product Kelch repeat-containing protein 3. Lineage: Eukaryota; Fungi; Ascomycota; Eurotiomycetes; Eurotiales; Aspergillaceae. Gene Ontology annotation, molecular function: protein binding. The transcript has 2 exons. The record is from RefSeq and is a predicted model, not a curated record. Bases 1 to 618 code for a protein of 205 amino acids.
AUGGGCAAGAAAAACAAGAAGUCCGCCGAACACAAGGACCGAGUGGCCGCCAAACAGUCCAAGAAGGCCGCAAAGACGGAAAAGAAGUCCAAGAACAAGGGACGAGAUGCGGACAGCGACGUGGACGAGGCGGACCUCGACGCCAUUCUCGCCCAGUACGCAGAGGAACAGGCCAAAUUCCUCAAAGUCACCGAGGUUGUGUCAGGACCGCCAUCGCCUCGAACCUCCGCAACGGUGUUAGCGUCUCCGUCGAAUCGGAAUGAGUUGUUGAUCUUCGGCGGCGAGUACUUCGAUGGUAACUUGGCGUCGUUCUUUAACAACUUGUUUGUUUAUCUGAUCGACCGGGGUGAAUGGAGGGAGGUUACGAGUCCGAAUAGCCCCCUUCCCCGGAGUGGACAUGCUUGGUGUCGUGGCGGGAAUACCGGGGGUAUCUAUCUCUUUGGAGGAGAAUUUUCUUCGCCAAAGCAAGGUACAUUUUACCAUUACAAUGAUUUCUGGCAUCUUGAUCCCUCUACGAGAGAGUGGAGUCGCAUCGAGACCAAAGGAAAGGGACCCCCGGCUAGGAGUGGCCACCGAAUGACCUACUACAAGGUUGGAACCCAGGAUUGUCGUUCCUGA